AUGAUGUCAACAACCAUGGACAAUCAACGGCGGUACAACGUCGAGCGAUCAUGCUUGCGCUGCCAUGAGCGCAAAAUUCGCUGUGACAAGAAAUCGCCAUGCGUUCGAUGUGUGCGUCAAGGUGUGGCAUGUCAAUAUCCAGGCCCGAGUCGAGUGAAACGUCAACCCCCCAAAAAGAAUAUGACCGAUGUGGCGGCCCGACUCGAGCAACUGGAGCGAUCUAUCACGGCACUAGUUUCCGAACGGUCGAGCCAACCAUCCACCUCCCAAACGACUCAAGAUCCCUAUGGCAACAGCCCUGACACACUAUCUGCGGGAACACUGGCGACUCCCAAAUCCGGUUCGCCUGUUGCCUCUACAGGUACGGAGAAACCUCGGUUCCAAGGGUUUCGAGGUUUUCUGGGUAAAGAUGGCAGAUACAUUAAUGAGCCUCUUCUGUCACGGGUGCUCGAAAAAGAGCAGGAACUUCAGUCCGCCAUCGGCUCGCCGAGCGAUGCAAGCAGUCCUCGGCGACUGCCAAUACUUAAAGCCGAAGGGCUUAUUGCCAAUCCGCUCUUGAUGCAACUUGAUUCCCCAGAGCUUUAUCCGAGCCGGUGGAAGGCGACCGUCCUCUGGCAAACCUUUCUUACUCGAGUUGACCCUCUGGUUAAGGUGAUUCAUGUUCCCUCGGUGCAGUCACAGAUCUUUGCCGCAAUAAAUCGACCUGAGAGCGUGCGAGCGGAUGUGCGUGCUCUGCUGUUUGCUAUUUAUUUUGCAGCUACAACUACUCUGUUGUCGGAUGAUAUUCAUAAUCAGGCUCAUGUUGCGGACUUGCAGCGGUUCAAGCAGGGGUUGGAAAUCUCCUUGUAUCAUGCUGAGUUUUUGGAUGCACCGACAAUCACUUCUUUGCAAGCUAUGAUCAUAUACCAGACAUGCUAUCGUUAUAGCAAUAGUGGCCGAUCAGGCUGGACAAUGCACGGUCUGACGAUUCGGGCAGCGCAAUCGAUCGGACUCCAGCGCGAUGGAAAGCAUUUCAAACUGCCCGAAUUGGAAUGUGAGCUACGUCGGCGCCUAUGGUGGCAUAUACACGCCGCGGACUCUAGAGUCACUGAGGACCAUGGCCUCAGCGUCCCCGAAAAUAACAUUGGAGAUACCGAUCUCCCAUUGAACAUCGACGAUCAGAACCUCUCAGAAUCUGCAGACACUCAUGUCUCCCAGCCUCAAUGGACAGAAAUGACGUUUUCUCUCAUAAUCAUGGAAACAAGCAUUCGACGUCAAGACAUCAUGUCAAACCUGAACGAAUUCUCUAACGCAGACCAACUACUCGCCGAUUUCAGAACCUCGAUCGAAGAGAAAUACCUGCGCCACAGCGACCCAGACAUCCCAAUUCAGCGCUUCGGAUUUCUUCUUGGUCAACUCCUCCUGUACAAAACCGAAAUCUGCGCACGCCAGAAAUUGAUACACAUCCGAGGCCAGCAAGCAUCAUCCAUCGACUACGAAAUAUCUCAAAAAACACUUAUCAUAGCAUGCACGGCCAUAGAAACGGGACUGGAGAUACACUGCGAUGAACUCCUACGUGGCUUCCACUGGCUUGCCACGACAUUCACGCAAUACCAUCUUCUGACAUACAUCCUUUGGCACCUGUGUGUUUAUCCCGACGGACCACAUAACGAGCGGGCGUGGCGAGGCGUCAAUAUGCAGUUUUCCAUGAUGGAGCAUCCGUCGUGGCCAGAUCCCGGGCCGAAGUGGUCUAUAAUCGUGCAGUUGAAGGAGAAGGCAGUGCGGGCUCGACAGAUACGGGAAUCUGCACAGAGUCAGAAAAUCGUACCUGAAGCAGCCGCUCUUGAGCCAGGUUCCUCGUAUAAUUUCGAUAUUGAUGGGUGGGAUCCAGAAAGUGUGGAUAUCUCGGAUUGGAAUAGUUUGGCUCAAAGUCUGUCGUUGCUGCAGUAA
This is a messenger RNA of Penicillium brevicompactum, 1929 nucleotides long. Its product is annotated as Transcription factor. Bases 1 to 1929 code for a protein of 642 amino acids. Gene Ontology annotation, biological process: regulation of DNA-templated transcription; DNA-templated transcription. The transcript is spliced from 2 exons. Lineage: Eukaryota; Fungi; Ascomycota; Eurotiomycetes; Eurotiales; Aspergillaceae. Gene Ontology annotation, molecular function: zinc ion binding; DNA-binding transcription factor activity, RNA polymerase II-specific; DNA binding. The record is from RefSeq and is a predicted model, not a curated record.